GGCAGCUCGGGGUGCGGGCCGCCGCCGCCAGCCGCUCCGCGUCUUUGUGCUGAGGUCGGCUGGCCGCCAUGCUGCGCCGCCCCGCGCCCGUCCCGCUGCGGUUCAGUGGCUUCCGCCCGCCUCUGCGCCGCUGAGAGAGGAAGCGGCGAGGAGGAUAAGAAGGGGGUCGCCGCCCGCCCGCCACCCCAUGCCGCCGCCCCGUCUCGCGGACCUGCAUGGACGGGCAUGGGGAGAGCCGCGUCUUCCCGCGCCGCCGGGGCUGAGCCGCCGCUCGCCGCCCUCGGCCUGCUGGCCGCCCUGGGGCUGCUCCUGCGCGCAGGUGACUGCCAGCUGCAAGCACCUUGUCGAAUCCAAAAGUGCACCACUGAUUUUGUUUCCUUAACUGCACACCUAAACUCGGCUCUCGAUGGCUUUGACUUGGAGUUCUGCAAGGCCCUGCGAGCGUACUCUGCCUGCACCUAUCGCAACUCCAAAGUAUGCCGCGGAAACCUGGUCUACCAUUCUGCAGUGCUGGGGAUCAGUGACCUCAUGAGCCAGAGGAACUGUUCCAAGGAUGGCCCCACAUCCUCCACCAACCCUGAAGUGAGCCACGAUCCCUGCAAUUACAGUGGCCACACGGAAGCCAACGAACAUCAAGGAGGGGAGAAAACUAUCCCUACUUACCUAUUUUGUGGCUUGUUUGGUGAUCCUCAUCUGAGGACUUUUAAGGAUCACUUCCAGACGUGCAAAGUGGAAGGUGCUUGGCCCCUCUUAGACAAUAACUACUUAACAGUGCAAGUGACGAAUGUGCCUGUGGUCCCAGGAUCCAGUGCUACUGCUACAAAUAAGAUAACUAUUAUCUUUAAAUCAUACCAACACUGUACAGAUCAGAAAGUAUAUCAAGCGGUGACUGAUGACUUGCCUGCAGCUUUUGUUGAUGGUACAACAGGUGGAGGUGAUGGGAACACCAAGAGCUUGCAAAUUGUGGAUAAAGUCAGCGGCAAAUACGUCGAAAUGCAUGCCAGGUACAUCGGGACAACAGUGUACAUACGUCAGCUUGGGCACUACUUAACACUGGCCAUUCGCAUGCCUCAAGAAUUGGCCAUGGCCUAUGAGGAGAGUCAAGAUCUGCAGCUGUGUGUGAACGGCUGCCCUUCAAGUGAGCGUAUUGAUGAUAGUGGCCACUUGCCGUUGCCUGUGAGAGGACAGGUGCUCCCUCAGGCAGGCGCUGCUCGUCCCCGCUCAGCAUACACACUGGAAACUGCCACCACCAAAUGCCAUGAGAAGAUGCUGGUGAAGGACAUCUAUUUUUACUCAUGUGUGUUUGACCUACUCACUACUGGUGAUGCCAACUUCACGGCUGCCGCCCACAGUGCCUUGCAGGAUGUGGAGGCACUGCACCCCAGAAAGGAGCGCUGGCAUAUCUUUCCCAGCAGCGGAGAUGGUGGUGUGGGCAAAGGUAGCAAAUCCUUUGUCAGUCUUGGACUUGCGUGCUUGAUCCUUGUUGCAUUUUUGUAGGUUUUUUCUUUUCUUUUGUCUCUAACAAAGUUUUGAAAUAUAUAUUGUCAUAAUAUAUUGAGUAAAGAUGAGUAUAUAUGUAUAUACCAUGUAUAUGAAGGGAUGUUUUGUCUUGGGACAUCCGCCAGAUUGUACAUACUGUGUUAACUGUUCUAUGUAUGUUGGAUGUUGUAUUCUUUGUAUCUGUUUGUUUUACAGUUGGUGAAAUGUUUUAUAAUGUCCUUGCAUUGGGACCUGAUAGAAAGCACUUUAUUUUUUAUAUAUUAAAUAUUGGUGUGUAGCUGAGUAACUGUGUAUUAUACAUAUACACGUGUACCUACAGUACUCAGUACUCUGCCUAGGUACUGCUUAGUUUAACAAAUUUUUUUACUGUAUUAAUUAAUGGGGAUAUUUUCUACACUUGCUGUAGAGACAGCACUUCUCUCGUCUUGUAAUUAUGUGUAACUUCCUGGUAGCUUUUUAGAGCCAUUGGAGAGACAAUGCUGAAAGAUCCUAAUGGUCUUUGUGUAAGGGUGUAAGAUUUCCUUUUCAAAGUUACUACCACGGCUGAUUCUGCCCUCAAAGGUUAACUCAGUCUGGGAGAUGGACUGGAGAAGUCACAUGCCUGAAUUUUGUCUCUUUCUUAGGUGUUAAUUACAUCAACACAUUAAAAAGAGGGGAGAGGAGUGAGGGCCCCAGCUCUGACUGCAGUUACUGAGGAGCUAUGGGAACGAUGAUUUGGUGGCUUAAAGGCUGGUUUUAUAUGGUGCCUUAAUCUGCUCCAAGGAACGGAAGCCUUAAUCUGUGCUACGGUACUCCAACUCCAGGACAGGCUUGUUUCACUCCUGAAACUGUUCAUCUGAGGCUAGUUAGACCUGCUCUUUGAACAAGAUCAAGUAGUGUUUGCCUUUCUUAAAAAACUUGUACUGUUGCCUUGGUGGAGUGAGAUGUAGUUUAUUCAUGGAAUGAGAACUUGUAGUUUUUAUGAAGAUUGUUCUGGCCAGGUUAGAGACUGGUGACUGUUAGGAACAGCAGUAAUCUUUAGAAGGAAACUAAUCAAUUCCUUAUUGGAUGUGUAACCACAGGCAGGCGUUGUUCAGGGAAUUCUUGAGAUGAACACAGAACUGAGUUAAGGCAGAAGGUUUAAAAAAAAAAAUCUCAUCUAGACCCAUUGGCAGUUUGUUCUGUCUGCCUAGAUGAUGGUGUUGUUUGAGGUGAGUUAGAUUUAGGGAUUUAUGCUGUGUCUGAUUAUGUGAUUUUUUUUUUUUUCCCCCAAGUUCCUCCUGAUGGUGAUAGAUAGGGUUCUCCCUGUUUUGUGUGGCUGAGCAUCCUUACCACUGCUCUGAAUUUAAAGGUCGCGUGGCUGAAAAUCGAUGGCCAAGCCUAGCAUUAAUGCAGUGAUGCACAAAAUACUUGGGCAGACCCCGUAUACUGGUUAAUUUCCACUGUCCCUGGAUCCUGCGUGUAUAUACAUAUACAGCAGAUAUGCAUACGUGCAUUAAAUUGUGAUCCUUUCAGAUAAAUAACAUUUCAGAAAUGUAGUACUUCCUCUGAAGAGUUUUCCGUUUUCUUGUUCCUGCUGUGGGAUUUCUUGAGAAAAUGUUAUUUGCACAUGUUCAUUCUUGAAGUCUGCCAUUGCCAAGAGAGCUUUAGCUAAUGCCAAAUGUGGAUAUUUUGAAGCUAGUGAAUGGUCUCUGGAGAAAACUUAAGCUUACAGGGAACAGUGGUUUUUUCACACACGCUCCAAAUGGCUGUCUUUUAGAAGGCUGCAGAUUUUCUUUUCAUGCUUGGAAACCCUAAAAUGUGUCGGUCUUUUCAAAAACUUUUAGAUGUGGUUCAUGAAUAUACCAGUAAGUAUAUGUUAGUGUAAAAGAGUGGCUGUGCAGUGUGUAAAUACUUUAAAUUAUUAUGAUAGAAGAAUAAAGUUGCCUACCUUGCUGAGGAGCGUCUGUAGUGUGGUGUUAGUGACCCCUGGUGGGGUGCAGGGAAACUGGGAAUAUGGGUUACCCACGGGGCGGGCAAUCUGUAAGUGAAGCCCCGAUUUGUUUCCUAGCCAUUGCUUGUUGUGUAGGAACGUGCUGAGUACUGUUGCUGUAUUAUCUUGAGAUGCUUGUUUCCCCUUAGUGAAGUGAAGCUAGUGAAGUCUGUGACCAGCAGCUGUAAGCCAGGUCAGUGUACUGAAGAUGCUGUGUGGGAAACCAACAGUAGGAACCAUCUCUUCAAGACCCCACUGACACACUUCCUUUUGCAGUGAUUGGGGAGAUGCUUAGAAGAGCUUUAGCAGGGUACAGAGGCCCUGAUGCUGUGCCCAUCUUGAAGAGUAUAAUGAUGAAAAUCCUCCUUUAAACUUAUUGGGAAAUUCUUAGACCAGAAUAACCUUGGAAGAGGAAUCUCAGGCAUCAAAAGAAUAAAUGGUACAGAAGAAUCCAUAAGAUGACAUUCUGUAUCAAGAUGAUCUGAUAAGAAUACAUGACAGCUGUGAUAUUUCAGCUGCAAGGCUAAUCACAGAGUGGAAAGGAAAACUGAAAACAAAGCUCAAAACAAGUUAUAUAAAACACCAAGAGUGGUAGGCCUAAUAAACACAAUGAUUCUUAUUUUGCUAGGCUUCUGCUAUGGCUAGAAGUAGAGAUGUGGGGGAAGCAGUCCUACGUGGUAGAUAACGCAUCACUGAAAUGCUUUCUGGAAACAAAUGGCUAUAGGAAGCCACAUGAGCUCUCAACACUGUUCUUAUGUUAAGUGCCCAUGAAAGAAGGCUGUCAUAUCUGUAAGAACUUAUUUUCAAUGUGAUGGUCCACCACCACAAGCUCUGCUGAAAGUAAUACAGCUUGAUCAUCAGUAAAGUAAUGCAGUAGCUAGUAAGCUGUUACUAAAGUUUAGUCUUUAAAAUGUUAGCUGAUUACAUGUAUGUUAGUGGUUAAUUCAAAAGAUUAUUUUAAGUCUCUUCUAGAGUAUUUCUGACGAGUUUUAAUCUUCUAAUGUUUGGUAACAGAGCUCUUGGCAGCUGAGGAUAGUUCUCUGUAGUUGUGGAGGCUGAUAACUUCCCUUGGAAGCAUGUCACGGAACUGAGCAGAGUACCAGGUGCUUAAUCCUUCAUUUUGUGUGUGUGUGUGUAUGGCUUCUGAAGGAGGCUGUCCUCACAAAGGGAAAUGGUGCACUGAACUGACUGUCCAAACAAAAGUUUUCUUUUCUGUUUCACAUUUCACUUCCUGGAAAACCUGGCUGGAAGAGCAGUCUGCGCAGAGCCCCAGUUAAAUGGGAUACAACCUGGGGGAAUGCAGUGCGAGAGAACAAUCCAUCUUUCGUUCUUGUGGUCACGUUAGGGCCCUUCAGUAUCCAAGCACAUCAGUUCAUUUCCUUUGAAACUGCUGCUCUCCUGCCAGAGAACAGAUUUCCACCUACUUAAGUCUUAGUCUUAUCGAUACCGUGCAUUUGUUUUAUGGAUUUUGGGGAUGUGGAAAUUGCUGUUUACUGAGAUACACCCUAAGUGAAGCAAGUAAUGUUGGAAGUUUUGCUCCACCUAAUGAGUGUUUCACUAGGGGACACGUUUAGAAAAAUAAACUAAAUAAACACGUGGCUUUCCUCUCUUCUGUGAGAGCCAUUGCACAGUUUCAAUUUUUGCAUUCUUCACGUGAGUAUAGCUGAAAUUUUGCAGUGAAAUUUUCAUGCUUUGGGAUAUUUUAAUUCCUGUAUGUGUCUAGACUGGUACAAAGUGUUCUAUCUUUCCCUAUUUUGUCUGUUCCCUGUUCUACAACUAUUAAAGACUGCUAUCGAUAUAAAGCCUA
Molecule: messenger RNA, 5258 nt
Organism: Gallus gallus (chicken)
Lineage: Eukaryota; Metazoa; Chordata; Aves; Galliformes; Phasianidae
Gene: RGMB
Product: repulsive guidance molecule family member b
Exons: 3
Coding region: 226-1497 (423 amino acids)
Biological process (GO): BMP signaling pathway
Cellular component (GO): plasma membrane
Molecular function (GO): coreceptor activity
Source: RefSeq, a predicted model, not a curated record